GCCGCUGCGUGCGGUGGAACGAUGGAGGCCGGCUGCUCGCGCCCUCUGAGCGCGGCGCAGCCGCUGGCGGCCGCCGGCCGGAAGGGCUCGAAGCGCUCGCGGGGCCAGAAGGACUUCAUCCCCGACGGCUCGGCCGAGCAGGCGGAGAAGCUGCGCCUGUGCCAGGAGGAGCAGUGGCGGCUGCUCUCCGAGGAGCGGGUGGUGCGGCGGGGGAAUCUGGUAAAAGCUGAGUGGAAGCCAGGACAGGGCAUUGUGGAGCUGCAGUCCCCUGCGGGGAAGUUCUGGCACACCAUGGGGUUCACACAGCAUGGAAAACAGUGCCUUCUGCCCGAGGAAGCUCUAUACCUGCUGGAGUGUGGCUCUCUUCAGCUCUUUUACAGGGAUCUUCCCUUGUCCAUUGAGGAAGCCUAUGAGAUCCUCCUGUCCCAGGAGGCGAUGGACCUGCCACAUUACCAGGUGUUCAGCCACUUGAAGCAACUGGGUUAUAUUGUACUGAGAUUCGACCCCAGCACUGUGCUGUCUCCCUACGAGAGGCAAUUGAAUUUGGAAAGUCACUGCAAAAGUUCUGGGAAACACCAUUGCAAAAGGAGGAGGAGUUCCAGUCCCUGGUCACAUGAGAAGAAAUACAAGGUAUCAGAGGACCUUCCAGAGGCUGAAGGUACUUCUGAAAAAGCUGGAGGUAACUGUGGAGACCACAGCUGCCUUGCCACGGAGGAAAAGCCCUUGUCAGAACAGCCAAAGGAAUCAGAUGCUGGCAGUGGAGAGGGGGAGUCAAACUCAGUUCCUGUUGAUACAGGACAAAAGGAUUCCCUGAGCGCCUCCAGGAGCUGGGCUGGGGACCACAAAGAGAGCAGCAUUGGUACCCGUGCACCCCGCUGGGAUUUUACCACCAUUGUCUUGCCAAAUGUGGCCCCAGACCAGCCAUGCACACAUUUGCCCUCACCUGAUGACAGGCUCCUGCCAGAGAAUGUGCCGGGGAGGGAGGUUGAUGCAGCUUGCUGGUGCUCAUCCAUCAAUCAGAAGCAGGAGAAGCUGUCACGGAAGGAAAGGGAGCAGCGAGAGAGGGAGAGCAGGUACAAGAGCAGUGUCAAUGCUGACUGGGAGGUGAGGCGCUGCUCCAGCUGGCAGGAGUACAAAGCCUUUUUGGAGCAGAGGAGCCAGCAGAGAAUUUGGAAGCGACCGCGGCAUCUCUGGGACCAAGCUGUCACACCGCUUUUGCGGCCAGAUGAAGCUGCCUCACCAGCUGCGCUCCUCCAGCAGAUCAGUGUGCUGCAGCCCUCCCACAUCCUGGAUGGAGCUUCCCGGCUGCAGGAGGACCUGGAGCACAUGAAAAUCCACUUCAAUGUGUAUCAAGCAGAUGCUGUGGCCAGGUUUAAGAAGACAAACCCGGGAAAGCCCUAUGUCAGGAUGUGUAUUCAGAGCUUUGAUGAGCAGGUCCCAUCUCUCCGGGCUUUGAAGCAGGUUACGUAUCAGAGUGGGGACAUCCCAGUGGUCUUUGCACUGGUGGAUCAUGGAGAAAUUGCCUUCUAUUCACUAAAGGAAUUCAAGCUGCCAGUUGAUGUUAAUCACUAAAGUUGCUGUCACUUGCAGAAAUGGCAUGGGAUGAAAGGAAGAGCUUUACUCUGGAUUUGUUUUCUUGAUUAAUGAAAUAUUGCAGAAAAUAGAGCCUAUGAGAACUGGAACCUGGGUAGUUGACCAUUUUAUUCACAGUUAGGCUUCACCCACCCAGUUGGCUCCGGCAUAAUAGCAAAAUUUACAGUGAGCAAAUGUGUAUGGCUUAGCAGGGCAUUUCUGGACUGGAAUACACACUGCUGGUUCUCCACUUUCUCAUCUUGAGGACCACUAGUCCACUCUGUCUUCUUGCACUCACCUGUGGACUGUUAGAAAACACUUUGCUGGUGAUCCUCUUGUCACAUGUUAAGAACCACUGUGCUACACCAGUGGAAUGGUUGGAGAGUCACUUAGGUCAGUCAGGGACAGAAUAAGCUGAUCAGAUCAGCAGUGGUGGCCUGAGCCUCUGUCAUUCAGCCACACCAGCAACCAUCUGAUCAGAUCCUGAUCUGGAAAAGGCACAGCCAUAAAACUCAGCCACCUGGAAUAAAGGUUAAGGCAUUUAAGAGCAGGAAACUGUGCCCUGAACACACUUUCAUCAGCUGGAGGUCACAGAAAGCCACAGAUCCUUGAUGGUGGCACCCCAGCUUCAUGCUAGAGCAGCUCUGAGGUGUUUGGCCACCGGUAUCACCACACUACGUCCAACAGUCUCACCAGGGCUGUCCUGCUGCUGUUCCUGCACUCUCUUUCCUGGAUGUGGAUCCUUGUCUUUUGCGAGUAAGAGUCUUCCACGUAAAGAAGGAAGCUACAAAUUCCUCAGGAACCUUCCAGUCUUGUGGCUGUCAUGCUCUGAACCAAGGACAUCACUGCAUUCCUGGCCCUGCUGUGGGAGCUUCCCACCAGGAUAUCCAGGUACUGAAUUUGCUUUAGCCUCUAUGCAGAAGUGCCAGGGGCCAGACCCCACUCUGCUGAGCACAGUGUCCAGGUUUUUCACAGUGACUGGUUUAGAUGCAUUUUAUUUGUUAUUUUUUUAAUUCCUUUGUUGAGAUGGAGAGAAGGCGAAGCAAUAAAAAAACCUU
Melopsittacus undulatus (budgerigar) is the source of this 2630-nucleotide messenger RNA. It is a transcript of the gene TSEN54, whose product is annotated as tRNA splicing endonuclease subunit 54. The coding region runs from base 22 to 1572 and encodes 516 amino acids. The transcript is spliced from 11 exons. Lineage: Eukaryota; Metazoa; Chordata; Aves; Psittaciformes; Psittaculidae. The record is from RefSeq and is a predicted model, not a curated record. Gene Ontology annotation, biological process: tRNA-type intron splice site recognition and cleavage. Gene Ontology annotation, cellular component: tRNA-intron endonuclease complex.